Molecule: messenger RNA, 4287 nt
Organism: Entrophospora candida
Lineage: Eukaryota; Fungi; Glomeromycota; Glomeromycetes; Entrophosporales; Entrophosporaceae
Source: the annotation of a GenBank genome assembly
AUGGCUAAUAGACAAGUUAGGCCUGUUACAACUUCAAGGCCAAGUUCAACAAUUUCUGAAGAUUUGGUUUAUAAUUACGCUCUUCGUAUUGCUUACUUAUCUUAUUUAACUGAACCUAAAGUUUCAAAAGCUCCAAAGACUACUCCCCCUCCCGUUCCUGUAAAUAUCGGUACAACAAGACCGCUUAUCGAUGUUAAUCCAAAACGUCAUAAUCCUUCAAAUUCAACAACAUCUAAUAAAAACUCUCUAGAAUCUAUUCAUAAUCAUGUCGUUUCUCAUUUUACCAACUUACAUGAUAUAUUUAAAGACGAUAAGAAAGGCUCAACAAAGAAAAUUCCAAAAGAAUUGUUAAAGGUAUUACAAUCAACAUUACAAUUCAUAAUUUCUGGCCAAGAUCCAAAUCCAGUUUAUAAAGAUCCUUUAUUAAAAAAAAACCUUGCCACAUUUUAUCAAGAAAUAUCUCAGCCAAGUUUUCGUCAUCAACUAAAAACAAAUAAUAGCAAAGUUGAUGAUAUUGUUUUAUUGUUUCUCAAAACUGCCCAGAAUGAUCUAAAGCAAGCAAAAUUACCACCAAAUAAAGUUUGGCAACUUGAACUUACUGAACAAGUCAGUAUAUUUGUUGGCAUAUUAUCAAAAUGUUUACAGUCAAAGGAAUGUGUUAACUCUUCUACUCCAGAAAUAUUAUCUCGUUUAGAAAUUUAUCAUUCAAAAGUUUCACAUCCACAACAACCAACUCAAUCAUCAAAUACUUCUGCCUCAAACAAUGUUGAUGAAAUAGAUGAAAUGUCACUUGUAAAAACUGUACAAUAUAUUUUUAAUGUUCCUAUUGACAAGUUAAAAUCUGACCUUGAAAAAAUAAAAAGUACUUGUAAUGAACAGGCUGCAUUAGAGGAUUUAAAAAAUUUAAUCAACAAUGUAAAUCGAAAUGAUCCUUUUCCUGCCUGUAAAGAUGAUUUUGAAUCAAAUGAUGCUUACAAUAAUUGGAAGGCUAUUGAACUUAAAACUAUCUCGGAUAUAAUAGCUACAAUGGUUAGAUUUAAUCCAAACUUGGGUCCAAAGGCUUCCAAAGAGGUUUUGACUACACUUUUAACAAGUGGUUCUAAUCCUUCCAAAAGAUCUUCUUCUCCAAAUUCAUUAUCUUCAAAUCCAAACAGAUCAACAUUUUCUGGUGUUCCUGUCAAUCCUGAUAUUCUUAAUGAAAAGUUUGAUCAAAAAAACCAACGUUCAUCUACACCACCUGGCCAAUUUCCUCAGCAUUAUCAAAAUACUUCAUUCCAGCCACAACAUCCUCAAUUUUGCCAACAACAACAGUUAUAUAGUCAACAACAACAGCCAUAUCCGCAAUAUGGUCAACAUCAACAACAACCAUACCCACCAUAUAAUCAACAACAACAACAGCCAUACCCACCAUAUAAUCAACAACAGCAGCAGCCAUACCCACCAUAUAAUCAACCGCAGCAGCCAUACCCACCAUAUAAUCAACCACAGCAGCAGCAGCCAUACCCACCAUAUAAUCAACCGCAGCAGCAGCAACCAUACCCAUCAUAUAAUCAACAGCAACAGCAGCAACAACAACAGCUACCAUAUAAUCAACAGCAACAGCAGCAACAACAACAGCUACCAUAUAAUCAACAGCAACAGCAGCAACAACAACAGCUACCAUAUAAUCAACAACAACAGCAGCAACUUCAUACAUAUGGCCAUUCUCCAUCAUCUAAUACUCCAUCACAACAUAAUCAAAAUUGUAAUAAUGAUGAGUCGAGUAAUCAAUCUGAAACAUUCAUCUAUAUUCCUUUAACACCUCGGCUUUAUUACAAAUCAUUGAUGAAUAAAUGUAUAGAAUAUGAAUUGUCUCAUCGUUCAGAAGAAGAUAGUUCUCGUAAAAUUCUUUCAAAAAAUACUUUGACUUUGUUAAAUGUAUGUGCACUUCAUUGGAGAGUUUCUCCGGUAUUUCGUUGGCUACAAUAUCUUGAUGUUAUUAGGUCUCGUUAUGAUGCUGAGGAUCCCCUUAUAUCAUUAGAACACAUCAGAGAAGGGAUUCAUUUGUUGAAAGAAGCUACAAAACUACGAGAUGUUUCAACCUGGACAAUUUCUGAUAAAAAAGAGCUUGUGGAAGUAUACAUCGGAAUUCACAAUUCUUUGCUUGAUUGGUUGAAAGAAGCAUUGGGCAAAGAAGGGUUGAUUAAAAUAAAAACAUCUCUAUUUGAACCAGUUUUCUUCCUGCUGGGUACUAUUUAUGAUAAUGAGCUGUUUCAUGCUGCUUAUCCUGACACUUCUGCUUUCUAUAAUGAACUACGGGAACGUAUUAGGAAAGUUGCAUUUGAUAUAUAUCAAGAAAAACGAAAUGAAAUUUAUGGUCAACAAGUUGCAAAUGAAGUUCAAACAUUAAUUAUUUUAGCUAGAUGGAUUCAAGCGGAAAUUGAUAAACUUUCCAAAAAGUAUCCAGAACCAUUGAUGGGCCAGUUGGAAAUUCUCAGCUUGGUGGUCGAACAACAAGCACCACUUUUAACAUUAGAUCUGGAGAAUGCAGGUGCUGAUAUUAUGAAAAAAGUAAGGAUGACACCAGAAGAAGGUAUUCCUGUUGAUGAUAUUAUUGAACUUUACAGGGAGAUUCUUUCAAUCAAAAUAUUAUAUGAACAUCAUUGUAAUGGGUCUAAAUUUGCCUUUGGAAUUGAAGCAUGGUUUGGACCUUAUAUCAAAAAAUGGCUGGAUGCCACAAACAAUAAGACACCUGAAUGGGUUCAUUCUGCUAUUGAUGUGGAUAAAUCUGCAAAAUUUAUGACUAAUCUAUCCAAGAUUAUUAGUAAAGCAUUAGAACAGUAUUGUUCUGUAAUAGAAGAAAUUUAUCAAAAUGAGAUGGCAGUGAUUAAGGAUCCUGAACAAGAAACUUCAAAGCAAUCUGCUUGGUAUGUCAAUGUGAAAACCGCAAUAGCUACCCAAAAAUCUUGUAUUAAAUUGAACAAUAUUGAAGCCGCAUGUGAACAACUAGAUAAAUUGUACGACUCAAUGGGUGUUGACUAUUUAACACAAAUUCUUAAUGAGUCAACUCCUCCAACUCUGGAGCCAGUUGAAGUACCAAAAUAUUUUUAUACUAUCAAAAUUGUUAUGGCUGAAAACUUGGCAGCACUUGACAAUAAUGGAUUAAGUGAUCCUUAUUGUAUAAUUAGUGAUAAAGAUAAUAAUAUUUUAGCGCGGACACGUGUAGUUUAUGAAAGCUUAAAUCCUCGUUGGGAUGAGGCAUUCGAUUUAACUAUUGAUUCAACUGAUCAAAAUUGGCUUACAUUAACAAUCUGGGAUAGCGAUCAAGUUAGUUCGGAUGAUGAAUGUGGAAAAACCUAUUUUAAGCUUGAUCCUCAAGACUAUAGUGAUUAUUUAGCUCAUGAUAUAUGGCUUGAUCUGGAUCCUCAAGGUCGUAUUUUUUUACGUAUUAGCAUGGAAGGCGAAAAGGAUGAUUUGCAGUUUUAUUUUGGAAAAACAUUUAGAACACUAAAACGAGCACAUGAUGAUAUGGCAAGAACUAUUAUGUCUCCAUUUUUGCGACAAUGUUUAUCACGUGAAGUGAUUAAUAGAUUAUUAAGGCCUUCAGCCAGCGCUUUUAAACAUUUUUUUCGUGAAUCAGAUGUACAGGCGAAGAAAUCAGAUUUAGAAAUCGAACAAGCAAUACAUCCUUUGUUUGAUUAUUUUGAUGUAAAUUUGAAGACACUCUUUCAUUCAUUACAUCCGGCUGUGUUUAAAAAGGUUAUGACAAGAGUUUGGAAGGAAAUAGAAACCAUUAUUGAGGAAAUUCUAAUUCCUCCAUUAUCUGACAAGCCUUCAGAUUUAAAACCACUUAACGACGAAGAAUUAGAAGUUGUCUAUAAAUGGUUAAAGUUUUUGGGGGAUUAUUUACAUGCUAAUGGAAAUGGUGUUUCAAAGGAAGAAGUCCUUUUUAAUCUAAAAUAUCAUGAAAUAAUGAAAAUACAAUAUUAUUAUGUGAUGGACAAAGAAUCACUCAAGCAAGAUUUUCUUCAAAUAAAAAUUACCAGUUCAUUAAAUCCUAAAAAAAAAAGUCUUAGUGCGAGUAAAUCUGUCCUUCAUCAACGAAAUCUUGGUACAAUUAAGCAUCGCAAAUCAGAAAAACGUAAGCACAAUCAACAUGAUGACGGGGAAAUUAUUCUUAGAAUUUUGAGGAUGCAUCCGGGUACAAAAGCAUUUUUGAAAGAACAAAUGGAAGAAAGAGCUAAAAAAAUACAAUCCAAAAUUACUCCUGUAGUAGAAGGGGGAGUCGAUACUAUAGCAGAAAAUUGA